CUAUGGGUGCAUAGAGCAAGGCUUAUGGCUAUGUGUCAGUGUCAGUCAGCUGUAACACAUUUUGUUGAAGCACCAUGAAUAUUGGGGACUAUAUUUUCUCUAGUGUCCGUUAUUGAAGGUCAUUUUUAGUUUCGUUCGAGCCUUUGCUUUUUAACUGCAAUCGAAUUUCAAUCGGCAUAACCUGAAAAUGGUGUCACAACUACCAAUUUUUGCUAGAAGUUCCGCAGGAAUACUUGGAUUUUGUGGGCCGCCUAAUUUUGGCUCUCUAAGCGGGCUCUCUCCAAUUGAAAGCAGGUCAUGUAAAACCUCACUGUUUAGCCCUGACGGGUCAUAUCUUGCAUAUGCUAAUGAGGCAACAAUAACCGUUUUAAAAACUGAUGACUGGAGUCCAGUGGCAACUAUUUUGGAUACUAGGGCAUAUAGCUUGGCAUUUUCCCCCAAGGGUACUUUUCUGAUGACCUGGGAACCAUUUGCCGUUAGCAAUGCCAAUCCUCAAGGAAGUCCGAACUUGAAACUCUAUAAGACAGACGGAGGUAAACUUAUCAAGAGUUUCACUCAAAAGAAACAAGGCAACUGGGAACCUCAAUGGAGCAACGACGAAAAACUUUUCACCAGGCUGGUCAAUACCGAUAUUGUCUUUUAUGAGGAUUGUAAUUUUGAAAGGAUUGUAACCAGACUCACAGGGCAUAAAGUGAUAUCCUAUAAACUAUCUCCAAACGUUGGUACUUACUUUCUUUUAUGCCAUACUUUAGGGCCUCCAGGCCAGCCAUCAUUUGGCAGAUUAUUCAAAUACCCCGAAUUUGACAAUCAGCAAGCAAUUGCCAAUAAAAGCUUUUUUCAAGCUGAUAAAGUGGAUUUCUUAUGGAACUCCAAAGGAAAUAAUGCUUUGUUGUUGACUUCCACGGAGGUAGACAAAACAGGGGGUUCUUAUUAUGGAAAGCAAGGCCUGCAUUUCAUAGGCCUAAACGGGCAUACUUCUAUGGUCACUAUGAAUAAAGAAGGUCCAAUUUACUCUGUAGAGUGGUCACCAAAAAAUCAGGAAUUUUGUGUCGUGUACGGGUUUAUGCCUGCAAAAGCUACAAUAUUCAAUUUAAAAUGCGAACCGUGUUUUGAUAUGGGAACUGGCGCAAGAAACUCUAUUUACUACAACCCCCAUGGAAAUAUCCUACUUUUGGGAGGUUUCGGCAAUCUUCGUGGCCAAAUAGAAGUAUGGGAUGCAGUCAACAAGAAGAAAAUAGCUAGUUGUGAUGCACCAGACUCAACGUUUUUGCAAUGGGCUCCCGAUUCUGAGCAUUUCUUAACUGCCACAACAGCGCCCAGAUUGAGAACCGCAAAUGGCUUUAAAAUUUGGCAUUAUUCGGGCGCUCUCCUGUAUGAGAACAACUGGCCUCAAGGGGAAGAACUAUAUGAAGUCCAGUGGAAGGCGUUUCCAAAACUGACGUUCAAAGAACCGGAAAUUUCAGGCAAAAAAGUUGAAGGAAUUGCUCCGAGCCAGCCUAUUGCUUCUAAACAGGCCUACAGACCACCUUCAGCAAGAAACAGGGCUGUUGUCACCUUUAAAUUGCACGACGACGACGAGGAAGCUCAUACAGUCGGGUCAAAUAAUGCUCCAUCCAAACAAGCCCUAAAAUAUAAGAAAAAGAGAGAGGCCAAGAAAGCCAAGCGGAAUGAAGAUGCAGAUAGCAACAAAGAAGGCUCAGUUCCAGUUGUAAGUAACAUCAAGCUGAACCUGACUGGAGAUCCUGAAGUGGAUAAAAAGCUGAAGAACAUUAAAAAGAAAUUGGAUGCCAUAAAUAAGCUAAAGAAGGAGCAAGAAUCCGGAAAAAUGCUCGAAGCCAAUCAGUUAACGAAAAUUCAGGCAGAAGAAGAGUUGCUAACGGAACUAGAAAAGUUAAGUAUUUGAAUCAAAUUAAAAAUAAAUAAAUUGUGUUAAAAAAGAA
This is a messenger RNA of Dendroctonus ponderosae (mountain pine beetle), 1940 nucleotides long. It is a transcript of the gene eIF2A, whose product is annotated as eukaryotic translation initiation factor 2A. Gene Ontology annotation, cellular component: cytosolic small ribosomal subunit. Gene Ontology annotation, molecular function: tRNA binding; ribosome binding; protein binding. The transcript is spliced from 9 exons. Gene Ontology annotation, biological process: translational initiation. The record is from RefSeq and is a predicted model, not a curated record. Bases 188 to 1903 code for a protein of 571 amino acids. Lineage: Eukaryota; Metazoa; Arthropoda; Insecta; Coleoptera; Curculionidae.